Messenger RNA from Oncorhynchus gorbuscha (pink salmon), 1357 nucleotides. RefSeq names its product CD151 antigen-like. The transcript is spliced from 9 exons. NCBI's taxonomy places the organism in Eukaryota, Metazoa, Chordata, Actinopteri, Salmoniformes, Salmonidae. The coding region runs from base 257 to 1033 and encodes 258 amino acids. The record is from RefSeq and is a predicted model, not a curated record. Gene Ontology annotation, cellular component: membrane.
GUCUCCUUGUCUUAACUCUCUGCUGUCUCCUUGUCUCACCUCUCUGCUAAAAGGGGCACGGCAGAGCAGGAGCUUAUAUCAGAGUGUCAGUUGCGAGCUCAGCCUGUUGCUCAUAACCUUCACGGAGAGCAUGCAGACAGACAGACGUUACAGUACCACCGCUGUGACAGUGGAGUAGAGAGCGGAACAUUUCACAGUCUCUGGUAAGACUGUUUACCUCCGGAGGGGUGAGGAGGAUUCGCAGUUUGAGUUCAGGAUGGAGACAUAUGAUGAGAAAAACACAUGUGGGAUGAUUUGUCUGAAAUAUCUGCUAUUGACCUUUAACCUACUCUUCUGGCUGGCAGGUGGAGUGGUGAUGGCGGUGGGGGUGUGGACCCUCGUAGAGAAGAGUGACUACAUCAGCCUCCUCAACUCCACCUUCUACUCUGCCUCUGCCUACAUCCUCAUAGCUGCCGGGGCUAUCGUUGUCUUCACUGGGAUCAUAGGCUGCUGUGCCACCCUCAAGGAGAUGAGGAGUCUGCUAAUAGUGUAUUUCUUCCUGCUACUCUGUAUCUUCUUGCUGGAGAUUGUAGCUGGAGUCCUGGCCUAUAUCCAGUAUCAGGAGUGUUUCCCUUUCUGCCAGCAGCUGGAUAAGGAGCUGCAACACAACCUGAAGGAGACCAUGGUUCAGAAAUACCAGCAGUCUGGAGAGGAGAGCAUCACCAGUGCAGUGGACAAGCUGCAGCAGGAGUUUAAGUGUUGUGGUAGUAACAGCUCGUCAGACUGGUCAGACAGUGUGUGGAUCCUGACACCUAGCAACGAGAGACUGGUCCCAGACAGCUGCUGCAAGACACCCAGUAACCUCUGUGGCCGCAGAGACCACCCCUCUAAUAUAUACAAGGUGGAGGGAGGGUGCAUCACUAAGCUGGAGACCUUCAUUCUGAGCCAACUGCAGAUCCUGGGAGCAGUGGCGAUCGGCAUCGCCUUCCUCCAGCUCGUAGGGAUGAUUCUUGUUUGCUGCCUGUAUCGAGGUCUGAAGGAGGAGUCAUACUGAGCAUCGCUGAUGGCACAACUACAACAGCAAGAAGACAACAACAACACAACCACAACAACAACAUAUUUACCAGUAUUUAGAUAUGCUUUCUCUCUGUCUCGGACGCUACAUACGUCUCCUGUAGAUAUGUGGAAUGAAAGUCAUUUUUUUUUCAAAGACAAAUUUAAUCUAUGUUGAAGUUUAGGUAAGGCAGGCAGCAGGAACAGGCAGACAGGCAGGCAAAGAGGUAGGCAGACAGACAGACAGGCAAGCAGUCAGACAGGCAGGCAAAGAGGCAGACAGGAAGGUUGCAGCAGACAGACAGACAGGCUGUGGGACAGCCAG